Echinops telfairi (small Madagascar hedgehog) is the source of this 651-nucleotide messenger RNA. Its product is annotated as malignant T-cell-amplified sequence 1-like. The record is from RefSeq and is a predicted model, not a curated record. Gene Ontology annotation, molecular function: RNA binding. Bases 1 to 651 code for a protein of 216 amino acids. Lineage: Eukaryota; Metazoa; Chordata; Mammalia; Afrosoricida; Tenrecidae. Gene Ontology annotation, biological process: formation of translation preinitiation complex. The transcript has a single exon.
AUGUUCGAGAACUUUGAUGAAAAAGAGGAUGUGUCCAACUGUAUCCAGUUGAAAGCCUCAGUUGUUAAGGGUAUUAAGAACCAAUUGAUAGAGCAAUUCCCAGGUAAUGAACCAUGGCUUAACCAAAUCAUGCCUAAGAAAGGCCGAGUGAAAACAGUAAGAUGCCACGGACAUAUGGAAAUCCUGACAGUCAAUGGAGAGCUGUUAAUUUUUAGGCAAGGAGAAGGACCUUUUGAUCCAACCUUAAGGUUACUUCACAAAUAUUCCUUUAUAUUAUCACAUCAGCAAGUUGGUAAAGGAGCCAUCAAAUCUGGACUCAGCAGAGCAAGUAUCACGUGUCCAGCCUUAACGUGUCCUGGGGCCAAGCUGUACCCUGCUGCAGUCGACACGGUUGUUGCAGCAAUGGCGGAAGGAAAGCAGCACGCUCUGAGUGUUGCUCGCAUGAAGAUGUUUGCAGAGGACACUGCGAAAGCCAACAAAGGAAUUGGCAUAGAAAAUAUCCACUAUUUAAAGGAUGGGCUGUGGCCGAUGGUCUUCAGAAGGAAUGCACUUGCGCGAAACAUGAAUAUUGUUCUGUUCUUCUGUGUUUGCUCUCUGUAUGACAUGAAGACACGGUCUCUGGUUAGGCUGAAUACAUUUCACAGGUGCUAA